Messenger RNA from Rhodamnia argentea, 1562 nucleotides. RefSeq names its product two-pore potassium channel 3-like. NCBI's taxonomy places the organism in Eukaryota, Viridiplantae, Streptophyta, Magnoliopsida, Myrtales, Myrtaceae. Bases 1 to 1152 code for a protein of 383 amino acids. Gene Ontology annotation, biological process: stabilization of membrane potential; potassium ion transmembrane transport. The transcript is spliced from 2 exons. Gene Ontology annotation, cellular component: plant-type vacuole membrane. Gene Ontology annotation, molecular function: potassium ion leak channel activity. The record is from RefSeq and is a predicted model, not a curated record.
AUGGACAAUCAACCUUUUCUCUUGCAUCCUGGAAGAGCAGAGGAAUCCGGCAUGUCAACGAAUGAUAAUCUUUCUUCCGGUGUGCGUGAUGCUGCCGAUGAUGAUGGCAUCGUCCCCGCUCCGAGGACACCCCGUUCUUCUCCUUCGUAUGUUGAUCUCGUUGCCAACUUGAACAAUACCAAGAAACUUCUAAUCCGCCGGUCACAUUCCGCUCCUGCGAUGUUCAGCGGCAAGAAGGAGUUGGUUCGCGACAUUCCUGGACGUGCCCCUGAGUUUACCUUUUCCAUAGUCGGUCUCCCGUUGAUUUACGUCCUUGCGUAUUUCACCAUUGGCAUUUCCGUCUACAUGACUACCGGAAGUUUCAAGCACCAGGAGACCGAGGAGCCGGUGAGAUUCAUCGACGUCAUGUACUUCACCGCGGUCACGCUCUGCACGACUGGUUAUGGCGAUAUCAGCCCUAGCACCACAUCUACCAAGCUAUUCACUUCAGCGUUAAUCCUGGCAGGGCUCUGGAUACUCGGGAUUCUGCUCAACGGAUUGAUCCCCUAUAUCUGCGACUGGCUGGAAGCUGUUAUGUUGAGAGCCGUGCAUGAGAACAGCUUCAAUGCGAUGGUUCGGACGUAUAUGGUUGAUAAGGAAAAGGGCAGGAUGAGGAUAAGGAUCAAAGUUUGCUUGGCUUUAGGUGUGGUCUUCAUUUGCAUUGCGGUGGGGACGGUGACGGUUCAUUUCCUAGAGGGUUUGAGUUGGGUCGAUAGCUUGUAUCUGUCUGUCAGUUCAGUGACAACCGUUGGUUAUGGAGAUUGUGGGUUUUCGACCGCGAAGGGAAGGGGUUUCGCAAUAGUGUGGCUGUUAUUGAGUACAUUGGCCGUCGCUAAGGCAUUCUUGUACCUAACCGAACUGAGGAUCGACCCGAGGAAUCUCCCAAACGAAAACAGGGUUCUCCAGCAGAAGAUGACUUUGGGGGAUUUGAUCGCGGCUGACUUGUACAAGGACGGAUGUGUCAGAAGAUCGGAGUUCAUUAUCUACAAGCUAAAACAGAUGGGAAAGAUAGCAGAGAGAGACAUCGCGCCAAUAAGCAACCGAUUCGAUGUUUUGGACACAAGCAGAUUUGGCAAGAUUACCCUUUCUGGCCUUAUCAGGGAAAGUGAAUGAUUCUUUUAGAUGAGUGAAGUGUGGCAGGCGCUUGGUGAACCCAAUACAGCUUUACCAAAUUCGGAAGAAUACAGCAUGUAGAGACUGCCUCUAAAUACUCGCUCUUCAUUUUUCUCGUUCAAGCAAUACCGGCUUCCACCAAAACGCAAUGUAGAGAUGGAAAAGCUUAAAGUUUUCUUUUCUUCCUUGAAUUUUGUUUAAUGUACAGAAAUUUCUGCGACAUUUGGAGUUUUAAUGAUUUCUUUACGUGCGUCUAUCAAGUGUAGAAAUCAGACUCAGUUCCUGAUUGGUUAGCCAAAUAGUGAGAGAUUAAACCCGUCAUCGCAAGGUGUUCUCGCAACAGGAGACAUAGAUACUAGGCACAUAUAUGUCUUUCAUUUGCGAAAACUGGUCUAGUCGAGGAAAAAAGA